UUUACGUCUUCUCGGAGCCCAGCAGCAGCAGCGACAGCAGUGGUUUACAGUUUCUCUUAUAGUUUUGUUUGAACCUAAACAUGACCCGCAGUUCACCCCCCUGACCUGACCUGGUUCCGAACUGUUCCGUCGGACCCACGCUCGUAUGCUUCGCCUUCUUUAUUUUCAGAGCGACCAGAGGCAGCGGCUUCUUCCUCUGAGCCUGUCUGCGGGAAAGGUGAAGCCGCCAUCGGUUCACCGUUAGCCGCGAUGAGGCGGAUAACGGGAAACGCCAAGGAGGAAACUUUGAUCGAGCUGCAGAGCGCCGCAGACUCACAGAUUACAGCUGGUCCAGCUGUGUUGACUGCUUUCAGGAUAAACCUGCACUCAGAUGACAGCAGUGGAAAUGGUGUGGGUGUAUUAUCGGAGCGGGCUCAGCUGCCCGGACAUAUUGAGACAGAUAAGCUACAGCCCACCAGGGACACUGUGUUCUUCAGGGAUGGAGUGCGCAGGAUCGACUUUGUGUUGUCCUACGUCGACGAUAAAGAUGAGAAGAAACAGGAGAGAAGAAGGGCCUUUGAAGCCAACCUAGAGAAAACAGGACUCCAGUUGGAGACUGAAGACAAAUCAGACUCCAAAGACCAAAAGACAUAUUUCUUGAAGAUUCACGCUCCGUGGGAUGUUCUGGCCACUUAUGCGGAUGUGUUGAAGAUAAAAGUUCCCUUCAGGGAGAGUGACAUCCCUCAUGGUCAGGAUGUCCCGCUGGAGUGGCUCUCGCGUCCUUUCCGCCUGCCCGAUGACAUCAUCCGCCCACAAUGUGACUAUUUCACAUACCCCUUUGACAAGAACAAGACAGACUUCUUUCUUAUUGAAGACAAAGACACAUUCUUCCCACCAUCCACUAGAAACAGAAUUGUCUUCUACAUUCUGGCUCGUUGUCCAUAUUACGCUGAGGGUCGGAAGGACUGGGAGAAGACCGGAAUCAAGCGGUUACUAAGCAACGGGACCUUCAACGCAGCCUUCCCACUUCAUGAUUGUCGAUACUGGAAGAAGGCGAGGAAAGACGACGGCGAGAGCGAGCGCUACAACCUGUACAAGCACUGGGCCAGGUUCCUCUGUUUUUACAAGGAGCAGCCUCUGAACCUCAUUCGGAAGUACUAUGGGGAAAAGAUUGGGAUCUACUUUGCCUGGCUGGGCUUCUACACAGAGAUGCUCUUCUUUGCAGCCGUCAUGGGCCUUAUAUGUUUCACCUAUGGAGUCCUCAGCUAUGAUGAUAACAUAUCAAGCAAAGAAAUCUGUGAUCCUGAUAUUGGCGGCAGCAUCGUCAUGUGUCCUCUUUGCGAUAAGAAGUGCCCUUUUUGGAAGCUCAACUCCACCUGCCUCUCUUCCUGGCAAUCCCAUCUGUUUGAUAAUGAAGGAACGGUUUUCUUUGCCAUAUUUAUGGGGAUUUGGGUGACUCUAUUUCUGGAGAUCUGGAAGCGGCGUCAGGCUCGACUGGAGUACCAGUGGGACCUGGUUGACUUCGAGGAGGAGCAGCAGCAGCUUCAAAUCCGCCCAGAGUUUGAGAUCAAAUGCACCAAAAGGAGAAUCAACAAGAUCACGCAGGAAAGUGAGCCAUAUCUUCCCUUUAGCAGCAAAUGUGCUCGCUUCUCAUUGUCUGCAACCACAGUUCUCCUCUGGAUCUCUCUCAUCGUGGCCUGCAUCAUUGGUGUCAUUGCUUACAGACUGGCUGUGUACGCAGCCUUUGCAAGCAUCAUCAAAGACCCUCUGAGGAAAAUCCAGCUGGUGGGCAGAUUCAUCACUCCACAGCUGGCAACUUCCGUCACUGCUUCCUGCAUUAACUUUGCCAUCAUCAUGAUCCUGAACUUCUUUUAUGAGAAGGUGGCCGUGUGGAUUACUGACAUGGAAAUCCCCAAAACUCACCUGGAGUACGAGAACAAGCUGACAAUGAAGAUGUUUCUCUUCCAGUUUGUCAACUAUUACUCCUCCUGCUUCUAUGUUGCCUUCUUCAAAGGCAAGUUUGUGGGUUAUCCUGGUGCAUACUCCUACAUGUUGGGCAAUCUGACCAAACUGAGGAAUGAGGAGUGUGACCCUGGAGGCUGUCUGAUAGAGCUGACCACACAGCUGGUGAUCGUCAUGGCCGGGAAGCAGUUGUGGGGAAACGUUCAGGAGGCUUUGCUGCCAUUGAUGCGAAACUGGUGGAGCAGCAGGAAAGGACGACACAAUCCAGAGAACCAUUACAGCCGAUGGGAGCAGGAUUAUGUUCUGCAGAACUUCAGCCAGCUGGGCCUGUUCUACGAGUACCUGGAGAUGGUGAUCCAGUUUGGCUUCAUCACUCUGUUCGUGGCCUCCUUCCCUUUGGCUCCACUCCUGGCUCUUUUCAACAACAUCCUUGAAAUCAGGGUGGAUGCUUGGAAGUUCACCACACAGUUCAGGCGACCGGUGGCCUCCAAGGCCAGAAAUAUUGGUGCCUGGCAGGAGAUCCUUAACGCUGUGGCCAUUUUGUCCGUUGUCACCAACGCUUUUAUCAUGGCGUUCACCUCAGACAUGAUCCCCCGCAUGGUGUACCUCUAUGUUCUUAGCAAAGACCGCAGCAUGAGUGGCUAUGUCAACAGCAGCCUAUCAAUAUACAACAUUUCGCAGAUACAUCCUCAAAAUAUGCCAGAAGAGAGGUGGUAUGAUAACUCCACCACCACCUGCAGAUACAGAGACUACCGUAACCCUCCUGGCCACCAGAGGGAGUAUGAUCACAACAUGCAGUUCUGGCACAUCCUGGCAGCCAAAAUGGCCUUCAUUAUUAUCAUGGAACAUGUGGUCUUCGUGGUGAAGUUCUUUGUGGCGUGGAUGAUCCCAGACGUCCCCUCGGACGUGAAGGCGCGGAUUAAACGAGAGCGCUACCUGAUCCAGGAGUACCUGCACAAUUACGAGGUGGAGAGACUCAAAAUGCAGCUGAGCGCCAGCUUCAUCACGGAGCCAUGUUCGGAGAUGACCCUAACGUCCGACAAGCAGGAGAUGCUGUCUGAGUGCCUGUAGCCUGUUAUGUAACUAACCAAACAAAGAAGACAAGUCUGGGAGUUUUCCUCAAAGGGCUUGAACCUGUCAUCUAAAAGUGCUAAUUAUUUGUGUUUCAACACUUGCCAAAAUAUGCAUCAGAAGAAAAAUGUAGCACUAACUUUUUUUUAAAUUUAGGUCUGAUUUCUGAAGCUUAAAAAAGGGAUGGCGUGAACCAAGCAGUGUGAAUGCAGCCUCCUACUCUCUUGGUGUCUUCAAACUGACUUUAGUCUCCGUAUGUCUCUUCUGUUCUGUCAAGAAACGCAGUUUGAAAAGCAAAAACUGACUUCACAGAGCUGAAAGAGUUUUACAGUCAGAAUCUUAUCUCUGUAAUGAUUUACUAACAUCCUGCAUGAACAAUCACAAUCAAAUGAAGGUGUUUGCAUAUCUGGACCAAACUGAUUUUGUUUCGUUUUACAACCAUAGUGGAGGAAUUUAGGCUGAUGUUGUGUCUUUGUGUGCGCUUUAUCAUAUUUUGGUUUAGACUUUGUUCUGUGGAUAUAAAGAAGUGAGAACUUCCCUUUGGUGAAAAAAAACCUCCUUUAUUUUGCUGAAAUGCAUGCAACAAGCUGCAAGUCACUGUAAAGCUGUAGUUUACAACAAGGGUGAGGAAUCCAGGUCUCCAGAGCCGGUGUGUCUGCAUGUUUUCCAGAUAGCUUUGCCUUUACUCACGGCUCGUUUCCUGGAUCAGGUGUGUUCAGCCAAUCAGAUCACACCUAAACAGGAUAUGUUAAAAAAAACUAACAAGAAUUCAGUCUUCACCCCUUGUUUAUAAAAAUAUCAAGUUGUUGUAAAUAUCAAGAAUUAUGUAUUUAAAGAUAUUUGUUUAAUUAUUCAUUUAUUGAUUUGCUUCUGCUUUGCAGCCUAAUUGAUUUGCAAACAUAUUUUCUAUUAGAUUUUCAUCUCAAAUUCUACUUUUUGUAUUUGUCAUCUCUGUGUUUUUAAGCAAAAACAUCACAGUUUCUUAAAUUUUUUUAUUUUAAAGAUUUUAUUUCAAACUUGAAUUAUGUUACUGGACCACAACAGUACAAUUUAUACAAUCUAUAUCUGUAUAGUGAGUGGAUUAUUCCGAAAAAAGGACUUGUUAAUCUUCCACUAGUUAUUCUCUAAUCUGUAAUUUACUAUGUAAAUUAAAGUCUACACCUCAGCAGGAUUUCUUUUGACAGUCAAAAUAGUCAAAAUCAAAACUGACUUAAAUCUCAGGAUAAAACAUUGUCUUCAUUAGUUGUCAUUAAAUAUUUGCAGAUUGAAUGUUACCCACUAAACGCACGAUGAUCUGCCCAACAAACCAUCGCCUUAAAUAUCUGUGUUUUACUUGUUUUUAUAUGUAUUUCUAAAGAGCAAUGUACAAGCUGGAAGCAUUUUUCUAUUCUUUAUUGCUGCUUUGUCAUUUGUAAUGUCUUAAGUUGUUUGAGUAUAUAAAUAUUUUGUUGCUUCCUGACAGAAAGAGAAAAUAUUUAAAGCUGUUCAUUCGAAUAAAAUCAGGAGAAAAACACUG
This is a messenger RNA of Oryzias latipes (Japanese medaka), 4528 nucleotides long. It is a transcript of the gene ano5b, whose product is annotated as anoctamin 5b. The record is from RefSeq and is a predicted model, not a curated record. Gene Ontology annotation, cellular component: plasma membrane. Gene Ontology annotation, biological process: chloride transmembrane transport. Gene Ontology annotation, molecular function: chloride channel activity; protein dimerization activity. NCBI's taxonomy places the organism in Eukaryota, Metazoa, Chordata, Actinopteri, Beloniformes, Adrianichthyidae.